Messenger RNA from Procambarus clarkii (red swamp crayfish), 567 nucleotides. The record is from RefSeq and is a predicted model, not a curated record. NCBI's taxonomy places the organism in Eukaryota, Metazoa, Arthropoda, Malacostraca, Decapoda, Cambaridae.
AUGGGGAGUCGGUGGUUCGAGUCUCCUAGUGCCCAGACUCGGCCGCCUGAGACGCCACGCCCUGUACCAGGCCACGCCCUGUACCAGGCCACGCCCUGUACCAGGCCACGCCCUGUACCAGGCCACGCCCUCUACCAGGCCACGCCCUGUACCAGGCCACGCCCUGUACCAGGCCACGCCCUGUACCAGGCCACGCCCUGUACCAGGCCACGCCCUGUACCAGGCCACGCCCUCUACCAGGCCACGCCCUGUACCAGGCCACGCCCUGUACCAGGCCACGCCCUGUACCAGGCCACGCCCUGUACCAGGCCACGCCCUCUACCAGGCCACGCCCUGUACCAGGCCACGCCCUCUACCAGGCCACGCCCUGUACCAGGUCACGCCCUCUACCAGGCCACGCCCUGUACCAGGCCACGCCCUGUACCAGGCCACGCCCUCUACCAGGCCACGCCCUCUACCAGGCCACGCCCUCUACCAGGCCACGCCCUCUACCAGGCCACGCCCUUUACCACGCCCUAUCCAUCCUCUCUACUUUCUUGUGCUCCUCGAUUCCUGGAGCUGCGUUAG